Messenger RNA from Histoplasma capsulatum G186AR, 2939 nucleotides. RefSeq lists its product as uncharacterized. Lineage: Eukaryota; Fungi; Ascomycota; Eurotiomycetes; Onygenales; Ajellomycetaceae. The record is from RefSeq and is a predicted model, not a curated record. The transcript is spliced from 5 exons. Bases 1 to 2535 code for a protein of 844 amino acids.
AUGGCGCCCGCGGGACCACGAAAGUGGGUGAAUGCAAACGAAGACUCCGAGAUAGUACCUACGUCUAGGGCUGGUGGCGUGGAUUCGAACACUUCCUCAGAGACGAGAGCGCUCGAUAAUCAAAAUGAUAAUAGAACGAGCUGGUAUACUCGAACCUGGCCGCACAAACCCAAGGCACCUGCUGUCGCUGAAGUUGCGCGAGAGAGCAUUUCUGCCGAAACAAUUUUGACAACGGAACGGAACUUGUCAACUUCAACGCCUCCUAACAGAAAUCAACCUGCUAGGGCCCCCUCUAUUGGAUUGACGAAGAAGAUCGGAGGAUCGACAAGGUCGCUGCCGGCGGAAGUAGCUACUACCCGGAUUAAUAUUGCAUCAAUUAGGUCCCCUUCGGUUUCCGAUACGUUAAUAUCCGGCAAAGGUGUUGGAUGUGACAUACAACAUAAUAUCUCAGAUGGCUCAGCGCCCGUAUUGACGACUGUUUCAACAGAGGCCCAAAAAGACCAAGUUACUAAGGAACUCGGUGGCAUGGUCGCCCAGGACACCGUUCCGGAUAGUAAUCAAGAGGGAAAGGAAAAUCAACAGGCCCACCCCAGUCAGACAUCGGGCUGGAUUGGCUGGAUUCCUCUCCCAAAAAUUGGCGGCCAAUCCACAGCAAAAAUAGAGCCCACAGAGCAAUCGGCGAAACCUGGUGUAGUGGCCGAAGAGUUGAACAAAGAGGAGCCGUUACCCCACGCACCUGAAGAAGAAACUGAGCCAAGUAAUGUCGAACGACUCGAAGCUGCAGUUGAUCCAAAAUUUACUGUUCCUGAGGUCCCAGCUCCUAAAAAACGAGGUUGGUUGCAAGUGUGGGGAGGCUAUCCCACUUCUUCGCAACAAGUAGAAAAUAGGCAGAAUGAGGGGCCCGUGAAAAAAGGUGGAGAGGAUGUAAGCGAGCCGGGCGCGCGCAACAAAUCCUCCAUUGCAAAGCCUAGCGCUACAGACUCGCAGAUGGAGAGCAACAUGGAGCCACCAUCGGACGAGAAUGUUGAUUUGACGGCGCCCCCUUCAGAUACAACAAAGCCAUCUAGUUGGUUUUUUUGGUCCAGAGAUACACAGAUAAAGCAUGCUACAACAAGAGCAGAACGGCCUGAACCAACCGAGGACACAACUAAUCCACCAUCUGAAGAUCAGGCGUCCGCAUCGAUCAAGGUAUCAGAAUCCGAACCAAGCGCUGUAGCGACGGAAACCCAACCGAAACAGACUCCAACGGAUGCAGUAUUAUCCGAUCGGCAAGCUAAACCAAGCACUAAAAAGCCAAUUGCCCCGUCGAAGGAAAAAUCUUCCGCAACGAAGAUUACAUUUCCUAAUCAAGUGCUUCCCGCAUUAAGGGAUAACUUCCCUGUACAGGAACGGGCCGGUAUUAUCCGGCAACUUGGUAGUUUUCUAUUCUAUUGCAACAAUACCGAACCUCGACAUGUAAAGCUGACAAAUAAUGCGCCGCGCGUUAAACAAGCGCUUGCGAUCGGUGUGCAUGGAUUCUUCCCGGCACCACUUAUUCGUACUGUUCUUGGGCAGCCAACAGGCACAUCCGUCAAAUUUUCGACCAUGGCGGCGAAGGCUAUUCAUUCAUGGACAGAGUCACAUGGUUUUGCAUGUGAAAUCCAGAAAAUAUCCCUCGAGGGCGAAGGGCGAAUUUCCGAACGUGUAGAUUUACUUUGGAAAUUGCUCCUCAAUUAUAUCGAAUAUAUCAAGAAGGCCGAUUUUAUUAUGGUAGCAUGCCAUAGCCAGGGUGUCCCAGUCGCGGUCAUGUUAGUAGCGAAACUGAUAGCUUUUGGCUGUGUGAGCUCUGCACGAAUUGGCAUAUGCGCCAUGGCGGGUGUCAAUCUAGGACCAUUUCCCGAUUAUCGAUCCCGCUGGAUCAGUGGAUCAGCCGGUGAAUUAUUCGACUUCGCGAAUCCGGACAGCAAAGUUUCACAAGAUUACAUGUCAGCACUUGAAACUGCUCUUGACUUCGGGGUGAGGAUCGUAUAUGUGGGAAGCAUAGAUGAUCAACUUGUGUCAUUAGAGUCAUCUAUUUUUGCACCUGUUUCACAUCCGCAUAUAUACCGAGCGGUCUUUGUGGAUGGCAGGGUUCAUGCGCCUAGUUUUCUUUCACAUCUCGUCAGUUUCGCGAUGAAACUACGUAACCUUGGAAUAUCUGAUCACGGUCUUAUCCGGGAGCUUAGCUCUCCCCUUGCGGGUAGUUUAUAUUCGGGCGAGGGACAUUCCCGUUUAUAUGACGAUGAAGCACUUUACCGCCUCGCUGUGGAAUUCACACUCGAAACACUGCCUGUUCCCAACGCCAAACUAGAAAUCAGCAAAUCCAGCCGUUCACCAAACGCAAAUCCAUACAUCCUCCCUUUCGCCAUGCGGGGUGUCCUCGAGGAAGAAUUCGUGCGACGCGAGUUAUCCGACGAAACGGCGGAGAUCCUGAAGCUGUUUGACGAGUGGAAACCUACCAGCAAGGUGCUGAAGGAUGUCAAGUUUCGCCUUGAGGGGAUUAGAUCUAAACUUUGAGCGAUUUCCACCGUUCGAUUUUUAUUUACCUUUAUAUAUUUUUUAACUUUUAACUUUUACUUGAAUAUUUUGUUUUAUUCUACACCGUGGUGAAUGGCGUAUUGUUUUUUUUUCCCCUAGAGAACGGUUCGUAUGCGGAGCUUCCUCCCCUGUUCCCUUGUUCCCCUGUCCAUUUCCCUCCCUCUUUUUGCCUUUUGUUGCGCUCUUUGUUUUCGCUCUUUCUCGUUGCUUUGAGCGUCAUUAUAGAUAGAAUUUUUCCUGUACAUGCAACUACCAUCCCGUUGAUGUGCGUUGCUAUUCCUCCCUGGCCCCUUCCAAUGUUGGAUAGCAUAUCUCCUCCACGAGCUGUUGAGAUGGUGGUCUGGCGUUAUGAAAGUAUAUAAUGUCAUUUAUUAAACGGUAAC